This is a messenger RNA of Stylonychia lemnae, 618 nucleotides long. Lineage: Eukaryota; Ciliophora; Spirotrichea; Sporadotrichida; Oxytrichidae. The record is from the annotation of a GenBank genome assembly.
AUGAAUUACUUCCAAUCGAAAAGUAUUUUCAAGAAAAACUCUUUUAUCGAUUAAUCAGUUUGCCAAUAAAUCCUACUUAUUUACAGAUUAAAAAUUGCUUUGAAAAAUUAAAAGAGGAAUUAUUUAACCAAGAUAAAAAGAAGGUCCUACUCAUUUACUAUAUUGGAAAAGCAAUUUGUAAUUAUAGUUACACAUCACCUCUUGAAAUAUUUCCCUGACCAGAAAUCAAGAGUAAUAAAGUUGAAGAAGGUAUAUUCAUCAGCGUUCUAACAAGCUUUGAUUAUUAAAUAAGAAAUGGGAAGAUCUAAAAAAUAUAAAGAUUGCUAAAGAUAUAGUCAAUUUUAAAAGAAGUUUAUUAAAAUGAUUGAAAAUUACUAAGAUCGAGGAUAUGUCUCUAAAAAAUGUAGUUCAAGAUAAAGUGAAUCUAACUAAUUUAGAGAUGAAUUUCUAUGUCUUGACUAAUAGAGCACUAUAAAAACUCCAACAUAAGUUAACAAGAGAAAAAAGGAUGAAUAAAAAGAUAAAAUUGAUAAAGUUAAAAAAGAUCAAUUUGUCUACUUCUAAUCAGCUUUGCCACUUAACAAACAGCGUUCAGCUAUUUAGAGGAGAUUCACCUGA